Folsomia candida is the source of this 2021-nucleotide messenger RNA. Its product is annotated as coiled-coil domain-containing protein 13. Gene Ontology annotation, biological process: non-motile cilium assembly; cytoplasmic microtubule organization. The transcript is spliced from 9 exons. Gene Ontology annotation, cellular component: centriolar satellite. The coding region runs from base 80 to 1912 and encodes 610 amino acids. NCBI's taxonomy places the organism in Eukaryota, Metazoa, Arthropoda, Collembola, Entomobryomorpha, Isotomidae. The record is from RefSeq and is a predicted model, not a curated record.
CGUAAACACUGGUAAUCCGAAAGUACAUUUGCACACUUGUUUGUACACUUAUUUUAAUAGAAACCAAGCAAGAUCAAGUAUGAAUUUGGACAUUGAGAAAGCAUUAUUUGACAUUCCGGAAGGGGUGGAGUUUCCUAUGGAGCUAUGUCAUCAUUUGCGGACAAAGCUAAAUAGUGUCAUUGAACAAAACUGCCAGUUGAAACGCCACAUUAUCUACUUGGACAAGGAAGUUAUUGAACUACGGAAAUCCAAACUUGAGCAAUUCCAACACCAGAAAAACGAGUUGAAAUUGGCUGCAAAUAAUGGGACAGUGGAUACUAUGCCGCCUCAAUCUCUGAUGGCAUCCAAAAUCGUGGAAUUAAGCAAGAAGAACAGGGACAUGACUGCUCAACUGGAAGGUGCAAAAACCAAGUUGAAGAAAAUCAUGAGUGAAAAUGAGCAGCUUCUUCAGUUUCAAUCUGAUAAAGAGUUUGAAGAUAAGGAUAAAUCAGAAGCUGUUGAUGAGGACGCUGUAUCUGUCAUGUCUUCUCCGAGUCAGGUUACCCAUUUGACAAAUAAGAUGAUGGAAUAUCGUCGAAAGUGUCACCAACUUCAAAUUGAACUCAAAACUGCUACCAGAGCAUUAGCCCAAGAAGUCGGUGACUCAGCAACUCCUCAGUCCGUUCUUAAUUCUGUUUCUCAAUGCUCAUGGCGUGGUCGGCAGCAGCAAAUUAUUUCUUUGCAGCAGAAAGUGACAGAUUUGCAAGCAAAAUUAAUGAAUAAACCGGAAAAUUUCUGUGGAGAUGGGCCGUGUUUUUUGGGGGAUGGCGAUGCAUCCAUGUGUUCUGAAGCUUCUUCUAAUAUUCCAAAAAAAUAUGGAAGCGUUACAAGUCUCAGCAUUUCUUCCAACUAUGCACCAUCCAAUAGAACUGGAUUGAUGCAACAAGAUAUGAAAAAACAGGAGCAGAUUCGGAAACUUAACGGUGAAAUAGCACAACUCUCUCAAGACUUGAAAAAUCGACAACAGGAUCUUAAAGCCAGCAAAGCUCGUAUUCAAACGCUUGAGGCACAAGGCAAAUCUUACAGAAAUCAAAUUGAUUUAACUGAUGCUAAAUUCCAAGAAAAAGAAUUAGAGACUAAAACUAUUUGGGACGAAAUGAACCAAUUGAAACAAGAGCUUAUCAGUGUUAAAGAUCGCGAGAAACGGAAUCGAGAUAAGACCAGUUUAGAAGUUCAGGAGGCGACUAGAUCCCUUACCAGGGAGCGUGCAAUAGUUGGCAGAUUACAACAAGUAAUAAAUGAGAAGCAGGAGGCUAUCCAGAAAGCUGACAGUGAAAUCAUAGAGCUUCAGAAUAAAUUAGAAUUAUGCUGCUCCAGCAAAGUGGCUGGUGGAAUGAAUGCGAUCGAGAGGUUACAAGAACUUGAGCUUCAGCUUCGUCAAUAUUCCCACCUCUUGGCGUCCAGUGACAAGGAACAGAAGCGUCUGAUUGAGCUUGUUGAUAAAGGGGUUGCGGAAUCUGAGAGGGAUCGUAAUAAACUUAUCAAGGCCCAGCGAGAAAGUAGUCAAAUUUACGUAGUUCUCCAGCAAGCUAACAAGUGCAUCGACCAAUGUUUGGACGCUGCUAACGUUACCGACUCUACUAUUCUACAGGAAGUUGAGAAUAUUCGUACCAUGAUUCGUGAGCUACAAACUGGAGAACUCUACAGUUUAAAUUCAGAAUCCAGCACAUCUGGAACGUCUUCAGUGAAAAAAUUAAAAACAAGAAUUGAUCUCCUCAACAAAGAGAUUGUACUCUUGAAGCAUAAUUUGCAAGAAUUGACAAUUGUUCAUAAAAAUGAGAUGUCCAACUAUGCAAAAGUCUAUGAGACUCUGAAGCAAGAACUUAUUCUCGACAAUAUUAAUAUCACGUCUAAGGGAAAGCCAAAACAAUGACAUGGAUAUGACUUUGGAGUACAUGGCAAGGAACUCUUUACAGUAAUUUUUUAAUGUUAAUUUAAACUCAACACAAUAAAAUUUUGGAUUUUUGACAUUACACUUUUGA